AUGACCGGCUCCGCGGCCGACACUCAGCGCUGCCCCCACCCCAAAAACGCCAAAGGCACCCGAUCCCGGAGCAGCCACGCGCGGCCCGUGAGCCUGGCCACCAGCGGGGGUUCCGAGGAGGAGGACAAAGACGGUGGGGUGCUGUUUCACGUUAACAAGAGCGGCUUCCCCAUCGACAGCCACACCUGGGAGCGCAUGUGGAUGCACGUGGCCAAGGUGCACCCCAAGGGGGGAGAGAUGGUGGGCGCCAUCAGGAACGCCGCCUUCUUGGCAAAGCCUUCCAUACCCCAGGUUCCAAACUACAGACUAUCAAUGACCAUCCCAGAUUGGCUCCAGGCAAUCCAGAAUUACAUGAAGACUCUACAAUACAAUCAUACGGGGACCCAGUUCUUUGAAAUUAGGAAAAUGAGACCGCUUAGUGGGUUAAUGGAAACAGCAAAAGAAAUGACCCGUGAAUCAUUGCCUAUCAAAUGCCUUGAGGCUGUCAUCCUGGGCAUAUACUUAACCAAUGGACAGCCUUCCAUCGAGCGAUUCCCCAUCAGCUUUAAAACCUACUUCUCAGGAAACUACUUUCACCAUGUUGUGCUGGGAAUUUAUUGUAAUGGCCACUAUGGCUCACUGGGCAUGAGCCGAAGGGCUGAGCUGAUGGACAAGCCAUUGACCUUUCGGACUCUGAGUGACCUUGUCUUUGACUUUGAAGACUCCUACAAGAAAUACCUGCACACAGUCAAGAAGGUCAAGAUUGGGCUUUAUGUCCCCCAUGAGCCUCAUAGCUUCCAACCUAUUGAGUGGAAGCAGCUUGUCCUCAAUGUCUCAAAGAUGUUGAGGGCUGACAUCAAGAAGGAGUUGGAGAAAUAUGCCAGGGAUAUGAGAAUGAAGAUCUUGAAACCUGCAAGUGCCCACUCACCGACCCAAGUGAGAAGCCGGGGAAAAUCCCUGUCCCCUCGGAGGAGACAAGCAAGCCCCUCAAGAAGGCUUGGCAGACGAGACAAGUCGCCUGCUCUGCCUGAAAAGAAGAUGGCUGACCUCAGUACUCUGAAUGAAGUGGGCUAUCAAAUCCGAAUCUAGUAGCCAAGCCAUACUGGCCAGCAAGAGUUUCUGUGGUGCUUUUUUCUGCACUUUACCCAGCAUCUUCAGGAGGAACUGCAAUUAUUUAUUAAGAGCUUGGGGAUUUUAUUUUUAAGGAUUCACCUAGAAACAGAAUCUGAGUGAAUGGGGACACGAUUAGCUUUAAACAAAACAAACUCCUGAAGAGGUGACCACGAUAAGGCUAAAGUCAUCAGCCCCACGGGGCUGCACUGUUUCCUUCACUCCAGAUCUCAAGGAUAAUAAGCAUUAACUUUUUAGUUUUUUAUUUUCCCAUUUGCCUACUUUUACUUGCUCUGGAUAUUAUGCUUCACCAGUAGUCAAUGUUCAUAAACUUCUCUCCCUUUUUUGGUAUAGUAAGGUAACUCAGUCAGUAUUACCUUCUUUUUCAGCAAUAAUGGAAGCAAAGAUGGGUGGUUUUUUUUUUUUUAAAGCAGUUAAUAAUAUUACCUCAGCAUUUUUUUACAUCAGAUAUGCAAAUUUAAUGGCAUUUUGGUUUUUUAUAUUCUAUUUGUAUUGUUUCCCCAGUAUUUCCCAUGGGGAAUCUCCAUUGCUUGGGAGUUUUUUUUCCUGAUGCACGUGAUGAGAGUUAGGUAUUAUAUGCAAGUGUUUUACUAAAAAGCACUGAAAUUCUUUUGGCAAUACGGGACCCAUUUUUAGGAUCUUAUAGUCUUUUUUACAGUAUUCACUGACAGCAGUUUUUUUGUUCGUUCAAAACAAAACAAGCACUUCAGACAUUAGUCUACAUUCUGUCAUUACGUUUAAACUUUGGUGGAGUCUUAGCUAGCUAAAAGCACAGGAGGCCAUGCCCUUCUUAGUUAGCAGGAUAUUAUCUGUCAGUCAGUCAGAGAGGCAGACACCAGGAACAAGGCAACAAGUUGUAAGAAGUAGAUAACUUUUCUGUUCACAUUUUAACUGAUUUUAAACAGAAUCAAGCUUUGAUUCUGAAGGACUCACUGAUAAAGAUGUGUUCUGACAUCUUAUAUUAAGCCCAAAGGUGAAAGGAUGUAGGGUGUGAUGAUUUUCUAGUACCUUGCUUUUAGGUACAUUUCAUGGAAUUUAAGAAGUAUUGGAAAAUAGAAUGAAUUAUAAAAAGUAGAAACUUUUUUUUUUUUAAAUGGAAAAGUCUUCCAGUACAGUAUUACACUUUAUGGUGUGAUCUGUGAAGUUACAGUGUAACUCCUGGUUGCAGAUCUCACAGGGUAACUAAAGUAAACUGUAUGUUAUAUAAGUAUCAAGAGGAGAGCUUCUAUUCUGUUUCAUUUGUUUUAUCUUUUCAACCAUGUCAAAUCACAAGACCAAAGGACAUACUUAAGGAAAGUCUGCUGGUCCACAAAAGUGCUUUGCCUCUGGCUUUACUAAAAGUGGUUACAGGAAGGUGGUUAAAAAAGAAAACUUUUGGAGUGACAAGGAAAGUAAAAGGACUUAAUCUGUCAGUUAGCUAUGUGCACCAGAGCUGGCUCUAAUCUAAAAAUCAGUUGUGUUAGUAAAAGCACUUAUUUUCUUGAAGGAAAUACUAUGUCCUUUAGUGCAUUACAGUCCUUGUCACAAACUAAAAUGCAGCAUAAAUUUAAAAUUCUGAACUUAAAUCACUUCCUUGAAGCAUUAUUAGAGUUUAAAGUGGGUUAGGAGGGCAUGGGGUAUAGCUCAUAGUAGGAUGCAUUCGUAUCAUGUUCAAGGUCCUGAGUUUCGUGUCCAGUAUCCCAUCAUUUCUAAAAAUAAUGUUAUCUUUGUACAUCUUUGCAUGGUAAACAUAUCUGCAGCCUCAUGGCCAAUGCAUUUAGUUGUUCAGUAGCUAGUGAAUCAUUUCAUCCUUAUUCUGAAACAAUACUGACUCAGCCAUUUAUCUUGUUUAUUCAUUUGAAACUUACAAUAUCCAGUAAAUACAAUAAAUAAAAUGCCACAACUAUCCUAUGACCAAGUAUUACUUAAGGAGUGAUGAUCCCAUCUAAAACAGAUGGUUGCAUAGCCUCUAACUUCUAACACAAGAAAAGAGACAAGCAGUAUGAAACUGUUCCUAAUAGUCUUAAUGUAUAAUUUAAAAACUGCCAGCUGGCUUGAUGACUUAACUAGUGACUUAAUUUCUUCCACACUUACUUUGUGGUGUUUAGAUUCAUUUUCCAAAGCAACAAUUAAAUCACCAAAACACUUAAAAACUGUUCAUGCUCGACACUGUUUUGUUGCUUAUAGGACACGCUAAUUUCUAGAAGACAUAGGAAAAUUCCUAAACUUCUAAAUUCUAAUGAAGUAAUUAAAACAGUAACAUGGAAAAAUAAACCCAACAUUAUACCAUUUACAACUAAUUUUAAGAACUCAAAUUAUAAUAAAACCAUGAAAUAAUUCAGAAUCUAAUUGUUAAAAAAGUCCAAGAGAAAGUUUAUGUGUAAGAUUGUCAUGGCAAUACAAGCAAAGUUUAAAUGAAUGACAGAAGAUUUGAGACUAUACAUUGUGCUGUUUUGAGUACACUUUAUUUCAGAAAGUGGUAUUUAGUGAUAUUUACUAUUUUCUAUACUCACGGAAAUCAUGAACAUCUCACUUUUUCUAAGUCAAUUAUUUCAUAAGGAUUUUAUUAAUAGAUAUUGAUAACAGAACUUUGGAAAUCUUAAUUCAGUAUUCUUACUAUACCUAAGGCUUUUGUAAACUAUAGUUUUAUGUACAAUCUUGUACAGUUUUUUUGACAUACAAUUCAGAAUCUUGUUUAUUCUCUUGAACUUUGUUCUGGCCAAUACAUUUUUUUUUAAAUCUUUCAGAAUAACUGUGAUUGUUUUAGUGGGUAUUUUUCUAAGUCAAUGAAAACUUGUAUAAUGGUAUUUUAGAGAAUGCCAGAUAAGUGCAUGUUUCUAGUUACUGUUUUCUCAUCACUUGUAUGUUUAUAAUACAGCAUGGAACUUUAAUAAAACCAUCUGGAAACUUAAA
Dipodomys spectabilis (banner-tailed kangaroo rat) is the source of this 4002-nucleotide messenger RNA. RefSeq names its product vasohibin 2 (gene Vash2). Gene Ontology annotation, cellular component: cytoplasm. The record is from RefSeq and is a predicted model, not a curated record. Gene Ontology annotation, biological process: regulation of angiogenesis. NCBI's taxonomy places the organism in Eukaryota, Metazoa, Chordata, Mammalia, Rodentia, Heteromyidae. The transcript has 7 exons. Bases 1 to 1068 code for a protein of 355 amino acids.